AUGUCAAAAACAAGUGGUGAUAAUAUUUCGGAUAGUAUCAAAGUUUCUGAUAAGGUUUUGAAUCUUCAAAAAGAUGCAUGGUUUCUAUUCACUUCCGUAGCUAGUCCUGAUGCUGUCAAUUUGGGACAAGGUUUUCCUGAUGACCCACCAUCAGAUCAUAUAAAAGAAAUUGUAGCAAGAGCAAUUUCUGAGCCUGAGUGUAAUCAAUACGCUCCUCCUAAAGGUAGAUUGCAUGCUCGUCAAACUUUGGCGAAUACUUUUGGUCCUUUAUUUAAUAGAACUUUGGACCCUGAAACGGAAAUCAUUGUAACUGCUGGUGCUAGUGAAGGUCUUACUGACCUUUUCGCAGCGUUCUUAGACCAUGGAGAUCACGCUAUUUUGAUCGAGCCCUUUUAUGAUCAAUACGUUGCCAACAUUACGAUGAAUGGUGGUGUACCUAUAUAUGUUCCACUACGCCCGACCGGUGAUCCAACACAGAAUAUUUCUUCGCGUGAAUGGAAAAUAGACAUCGAUGAACUUCGCUCCAAAAUUACUAAAAAGACUAAACUUAUUGUUUUUAACAAUCCGCAUAAUCCAACGGGAAAAGUUUUUUCUAGAGAAGAAAUGAUGGAAAUUGGAAAAAUAGCACAAGAAUUUAAUUUACUUGUCAUUAGUGAUGAAUAUGACCGUUAUUGUUAUGCUCCAGAUGUUUUCGAACGCUUUGCUACUCUUCCUGAAAUGUGGGAGCGUACCAUCACUGUUGGUGAUAGUGGUAAGACUUUUGGAACAACCGGUUGGUGUGUUGGAUGGUUAAUCGGUCCUAAAUAUUUGAUAGCAGCUGCUCUAAACGCACAUACUAGAAUUGUGUUUUGCGUGAAUUCUCCACUUCAGGAAGCAAUAGCUAUCCUAUUGGAUGAGAUUAAUCAUAAAGAAUAUUUCGAUCAAAAAAUUUCCGAGUAUUCAUCAAAACGAGAAAAAUUAAUGUUUGCAUUAUCAUCAAUUGGAAUACCGUAUACAAUUCCCCAAGGAAGUUAUUUCAUAUUGGCCAACACUUCAAAAAUUCAAAUACCUUUAGAUUACGAAUUUCCUGAAGAUUUUAUCAAUAAACCAAGAGAUUUUAAAUUUUGUUAUUGGCUGGCUAAAGAAAUUGGUAUUAUAGCAAUACCACCAAGUGAAUUUUAUUCACAAAAACAUAAAUAUCUUGUGGAAAAUUUUGUAAGAUUUGCUUUUUGUAAAUCUGAUGAAACUUUGGAACUUGCAGCUAAAGCUUUGAUUAUGUUGAAACCGUAUAUUAAGAAAUGUUGA
This is a messenger RNA of Dentiscutata erythropus, 1284 nucleotides long. Lineage: Eukaryota; Fungi; Glomeromycota; Glomeromycetes; Diversisporales; Gigasporaceae. The record is from the annotation of a GenBank genome assembly.